AUGGAGUCGAACCAAAAGCUUGGUUCCAAGAGGCUCUACGCAGACGCGUUCGACGCAGCAGACGACACCAUGUUCUCCUUUGGCCAGACCGGGGACCUGUUUGAUCGAGGGCUCGACCAAUUAAUGACGUACAUGGGCGAAAUGGGGGGGAUUGCUGAGAAGGAUAACAAAGUGCUCCCUAAUGCGGACAGGCUUCUGCCUGAUGAUGUUCCCGAGGAGUCCGUUGGGGAAGGAGGCAGCCAUGACAAUUUCGGCAUGUUCGAUUCGAACCCGUUCGGUACCGUGAAUCUCGCUGCGUCGUUUCCGGAAGGCUCGUGCGAGCCGCAGCUUGUCCCGUGCGCUCCGAAGCCGGCUGCGACGACGACGACGACGAACGACGUCGCCGACUCGGUCGCAGACGGAGCGUUCGGAUCGCCUGACGCGUUCAGCUCGCCGGACGGCUUCGCGUCGGAGGAUCUCAAUCUGUCGUUCGGGAUGGAUGACGUGGAUGCGUUGAACCAGCAGGACCUUCGUUACAAUCUCAUGCUCAGAGGAGCGGGCCUUGCAGAGCAUUCUACUGAGGAUGCUCCGUCGCAUCCCAAGAUGGAGUAUCCAGCGCAUCAUCCGAUGAACCACCCGAUGUAUCCGCCGCACAUGCCGCUCUACUACCCGGGAAUGCCCACCAUGCCGGUUCCCUACUACGGCAUGCCGUAUCCUCCCUUCGCGUACAACCCGUGGAUGACUCCUUACUCCUCGCCCUUCAUGCCUCCCCAACAUGCUAUGCCUGGAACCAACGCAAUGCCCACCGACCCUGCUGCCAUCGCGCGUCAACGUCGCCUGGUCGCGGAUUCCGCGCGCGGAAAGCGACGACGACACGCGCACCACGCGUCCUCGCAGUUCCCUUCCGCCGUAUCUUCCGCCAUGCCUUCCGCGAUGCCUUCCGCGUCCCUCUACGGCCACCCCAUCUCGCAAUCCUCACCGUCCAUGCUCCCUUGGACUCACGUCAAUCCCGAAGCCGCCGACUCCGCGAACACAGCUCCCUCUUCGCCUUUCGUUCCCGCCGCUCCUCUCCCGCCGUUAUCCCCGGCCGUCGUCCCGUCGUCUCCGAAAGCCGUCGCGUCCCCCGCACGGUGCGCCUCGCCCGUUCCCGCGUCGUCCGCUGCUGCAAUGGGGAAAGCCGGCGCGGGGAAGGCUGCGGCGAAGAGUCCGCUGGGUAGAGCUGCUCCCCCUCCUGCUGCUGGUGGUAAAUCUUCUGCCGUGAAGUUUUCGGCAGGCGCGGAGGUCGCCGCUGCUCCAGCCGCUGCCCUGCCUUUUUCGCCUGUCCUUAAGAUUGAAGAGGACGAGUUUGUUCCUACCGCUGAGGCUCCCGCUAUUCCCGCUACCGUUUCGCCGCCUGCGUCCGGGCAGCAAGCUAAGGGAGGGAAGGCCACGGCGAAGCAGCAGCGGGAUGAGCGGCGUGUGAAGCGGCUGCUGCGGAACCGCGUGAGCGCGCAGCAGGCGCGGGAGCGGAAGAAGAAUUACGUGUCUGAGCUGGAGCAGCGGUGCGAGGUGGUUGAGAGGAGUAACGCGGAGAUCGAGGGGGAGAUUGCUGCGCUGAUGGCGGAAAACGAGCGGCUGAGGAAGUCCAUGCGGAGAGCCAUCAGGGAGACUGGAAUAAGCCAGAGUUCUGGCGAAUCGAAUCUCGAGAAUGUCGCUACGGGCCGUCUGAUCUUCGUUCCCACUGUAGCUCGCGCAACGGAGUGGGUGUUCCGCCGUCUACCCCCUGAAUUGUUUUCCACAUCGCUUAUCGAAGACUAUCCAGGUCAUAACAGCACAGCACAGCAAGCCCUCGAGAGCCUAGUGGUGUGGGAUUCGGUCUUCUUCCACCGCAUUGCCCUCUGUGGCUACGAGUUCGAACAGGCGUACGCCUUCUUCCCCCUCCUGCCCUUGCUCAUGCGACUCCUUGCCACUGCCACACCCUUCCGUCUGCUUCUCCCCAUUCUCGGAGCACCAGCCACGUUCGCCCUCGUGGGACUGCUCCUCUCAAAUGCCGCUUUUGUUGCAGCAGCUUACUGCCUCUUCAGGCUGACCGAAUGUGUUCUCUCGGACACGCGCCUGGCCCUCCUCUCCUCCCUCUUCUUCUGCCUCACCCCCGCCUCCACUUUUUACUCUGCCAUCUACUCCGAAAGCCUAUUCGCUCUGCUCUCCUUCGCUGCCAUGUGGCGCGUUGUGAGUGGCCGAUGGUUCUCGGCAUCCCUCCCAAUCGCCCUCUCAGCAGCAGCUCGCUCCAACGGCGUCCUUCACGCGGGCUUCUUCCUCUUCUCCUCCCUGCAGGUAUAUUGUCUGCUAUGGUGUGUCGCCCUCUCAGCAGCAGCUCGCUCAAACGGCGUCCUGCAUGCAGGCUUCUUCCUCUUCUCACUGCUGCAGGUGCGCGCCUCUAGUGAGUCUGCAGGUAUGUUCCUCUUCUCAUCGCCCUCUCAGCAGCAGCUCGCUCCAACGGCGUCCUGCAGGCAGGCGUCUUCCUCUUCUCCCUACUGCAGUGUUGCUCCGCUCUUCCCUUCCACUCCACCCCUCCAACCCCCCAUCAGGCGGCAGGUUCCCUCACCCUACGACUGCUGUCACGCCAUCUGCUGCAGCGGCUGUUCAGUGCUCCCUCUCCCUCCCCCUCACCUUUCCCUCCUUUCCCCUUCCUCUCCCCUCAUCCAUUCGCCGUCAACCAAUUACUUCCCAUUUCUCCCUUUUCUUGCUGUCCCCGUCCCCUCCCCCUACCCCCUUCCCCUCUCCCCUCCCCUCCCUCCCCUCCCCCCCCUUCUCCCCCCUCCCAGGCUCCUCCCCAUCCUUCUCUCCACUGCCCUCUGCUGCCUCUUCUCCUUCUCUCUCCUCCUCUCCUUCCAAGCCUUUGCCUUCACCCAACUAAGCCCCUUUUCUCUUCCGCUCCUCCCCAUCCUCCUCUCCACUGCCCUCUGCUGCCUCCUCUCCUUCUCCCUCCUCCUCUCCUUCCAAGCCUUCGCCUUCACCCAGUUCUGCCGCCCUGCUGCUAGCAACACGCCCCUGGAGGUCCCCCCGUGGUGCAUGGACACGGUUCCUUACAUCUACGGCUAUGUGCAGCGCAAGUACUGGGACGUGGGAUUUCUCCGAUACUUUCAGCUGAAGCAGCUCCCAAACUUCCUCCUAGCAGCGCCAACCCUCCUCCUCUCCCUCUCAGCCAUCCUCUCAUUCGCUCUCACCCGCCCCCUCCUCUUCCUCUCUCUCGGCCUCCUCUCCUCUCCCGCUGACCACCACCACCUCCUCUUCCUUCCACCCGCCAACCACCCCCAAGCACGGGAGAGGAAGGAGGAAGUGGAGGAGGAAUGGGAGGUGGAAUGGAGAGAAAAUGACCGCUGGUGUGGAUGCAAGGGGUUUUUUUCCGCUGCUGCUCUUCCAUUCCUGCUGCAGCUGCUGUUCAUGACGGCAGUGGCAACCCUGGUGAUGCAUGUGCAGGUGAGAACUCCUCCCUCUCCCUCUUACCCUCAAUCGCCUUCCACCCCACCACCUCGCAACUCCCUCCUGUUAGAGUUGCAGGUGGCCACUCGCUUUCUCUCCUCCUCACCUCCUCUCUACUGGUUCCUGGCGCAUCUCCUCACAUCGGGACAUUCCAAACAGUCUCAAUCCAAACCCCCAUCCCCCUCACCCCGCAAAUAUCUUCCUUUUGAGCUACAGGUGGCCACUCGCUUUCUCUCCUCCUCACCUCCUCUCUACUGGUGGCAACUCGCUUCCUCUCCUCCUCACCUCCUCUCUACUGGCUCCUGGCCCAUCUCCUCAAAUCGGGUUAUGCCAAGCAGUGGCUACUCGCUUCCUGUCCUCCUCACCUCCUCUCUAUUGGUUCCUGGCCCAUCUCCUCACAUCGGCAAAUACCAAGCUCUCUAA
Messenger RNA from Closterium sp. Naga37s-1, 3864 nucleotides. The record is from the annotation of a GenBank genome assembly. NCBI's taxonomy places the organism in Eukaryota, Viridiplantae, Streptophyta, Zygnematophyceae, Desmidiales, Closteriaceae.